This is a messenger RNA of Astrephomene gubernaculifera, 3646 nucleotides long. NCBI's taxonomy places the organism in Eukaryota, Viridiplantae, Chlorophyta, Chlorophyceae, Chlamydomonadales, Astrephomenaceae. The record is from the annotation of a GenBank genome assembly.
CUUGCAAGCAAUGCGUCUUACAACUGUAAACACCUAUUUGCUAUCAUUCCGAUAAGCGAUUGACCAGUGACAUUCUUCCUCUAGCCCGGCUUACCUUCACUUUACCUUCGACUUUGCUGGGAAGACACCAGACCUCUGUCGCGGCCAUCGCGAUGGCGUGGCGACGGCAUUUACUCGUCGCAAUUGCACUUUUAGCGACAUUAGGGCUUGUAGUGGGCAAGGUCCGCGUCAGGGAGCCGUUGAUGCGUCGCGUGCUGUACGAUGAGCCCAACGCGCACCUGAAGCAGCUGGCAAAGAUCAGCGACACGGAGGGCUCGCUGGCGCGCACCUUCUUCUCGCCCGCACACCGCAGAGCCGCGCAGCAGCUGAUCCGCUGGAUGCAGGACUGCGGCAUGGAGACCUGGGCGGACGCGGUGGGCAACGUGCACGGCCGCAUCCGCUCCGCACGCGAUGGGGCGCAGGAGCUGCUGCUGGGCUCGCACUACGACACGGUGCUGGAUGGGGGAGCGUACGACGGCGCGCUGGGCAUCCUGGUGGGUCUGGCUGCGGUGAAGGGCAUGCUGCUGACGGAGCUGAUGCAGCGGGACAUGCUGGACCGGCUGCAGGAGCAGGAGGGUGGUGAGGUGGUGAUCUCCGCCUCCCUGGCGUCCUCGCUCAUGAAGCAGGGCGCGGUGCACCUGGUGGCCUUCGCGGACGAGGAGGGAGUGCGCUUCCAGUCCACAUUCCUGGGCAGCCGCGCAGUGGCCGGCACGCUGCUCCGGCACGACAUGCUCGCCGCCAAGGACCACUCGGGCGCCACCCUGGAGCAGGUGCUGCGGGAGGAGGGCGGCCUGGCCGACCCGCGGGUCGCUGUGGCCGCCGCGGCGCUCAACCCCGCCCUCAUCGCCGAGUACGUGGAGGUGCACAUCGAGCAGGGGCCGGUGCUGGAGUCCAAGGGGCUGCCGCUGGGGGUGGUGGUGGGCAUUGCGGGGCAGACGCGGCUGUGGGUGCAUGUUAACGGCACGCAGGGGCAUGCUGGCACGGUGCCCAUGGCGGGCAGGCGGGAUGCGCUGACGGCGGCGGCGGAGAUUGUGCUGGCGAUUGAGAGCAUGUGCAACAAGACGCAGUUGGAGGGUGGCGUACGGCAGCCCCAAGACGACAGCCUGGUGUGCACCGUGGGCGAGCUGCGGGUGUGGCCCGGCGCCUCCAACGUCAUUCCCGGCUACGCGGGCCUCAGCGUGGACUUGCGCAGCAAGAACAACACGCAGCGUCACGAGCUGGUGCGCAACGUGAGUGCUGCGGUGAAGAAGGUCUGCAAGCGGCGCGGCGUGAAGUGCGGGGUGGAGCGCAAGCAUGACGCGGAGAGCGUGAUGAGCGACCCGGGGGUCAUUGAGGGUAUGAGCGUGGCUGCGGCAGCGGCGGAGCCCAUGCUGAUGGCUGCGCUGACGGACAGCGAGGCGGCUGGUGUGCUCAAGGGGCUGCGCUCGCUGCCCAAGCUGGUCAGCGGGGCGGGACACGACGCCAUGGCCAUUGCGGAGACGAUACCCCGGAUGGGUAUGAUGUUCGUGCGCUGCCGCGGCGGUGUGAGCCACUCCCCCCUGGAGCAUGUGGAGCCGGUGGAUGUGGCGGCGAGCUCCGCAGCGCUCUCCGCCUACCUGUGGGGGCGCCUGGUGGGCGGCAUGCUGGGCAGCUCGGCGCCGGACCCGCGAGUGAGGGGCGAGUUGUGAGCAAUGUACAGGGAGUGGUUUAUGGAAGUGGUGAACAGGUAACGAGCGUGUGCGCGCGUGUAGAUACGUGAAGAAAGGGGGAGACUGGAAUGAGACUGGAAUUCGGAUGGAGAGACACCCAUCUGGUAAAUUGUAACACAGGUGCUACUUACUGUGAUUUUGUGCAUUGUGUAGGAAGCUAUCUGCUUUUGUAGUUGUGAAAGAUUGAUUUGUAUGUGCGGAGGCCCAUGUGCCUAGCUGCCUAUUCCCACUACUGCCGACGGACGGCCGACCGACUGCCAAACUUCCUUGCAGCGCCGCUGAAACUGACUUCUCCUAUGGUAUUUAUUUUAGUUCCCGGUAUAGCUUUCACUGUACAAAAAAGAUGUUACAGUAUCGCUAGCGACGCUAGCACCUGGCAGCAGUCGUGGCAGUUAGGGCUUCAUGUAAUGUCCGGUUCUCGUAAUGUAUGGAAAGGGGGAUGCAUUUUACGUUCAAAGUACAUACUCAUUUAACCCUGAGGCCCUCUUCUGCGAAGCAGUUGGCUUUGCUUGCGUUACAGAAUAGCUUAUAGAAACACCGUGCAAGAGCGCUUGUCUUGAGUGUAGGAAAAAGAAUGGACGUGGCGACGCAGCGACGUGAAAUUGCUUUGUUGUUGGAAAAGAAGGCAACCUUCCAUCAAGGACUCAAGGCGCUGUCCCAAGCAGUUUCGUCGACGUCUACUAAUAACAGCGCUAAACUCUCAGAACUGUUUGAUGUUCUACCAAGAGUCAUGGUAUUGCUUCGAACACGGUACAGCAACCCGACGCAGUGGAAGAUGGCAGCAGAGACUCUUCGCGUUUGCGAGCAGCACUGUGCACAAGCCGACCAAUUAGCGCGUGUUCAAAGCUGUCUCCAGGAAGCUGAGAGCUUCUUGGUGCAACACGACGUUGAGCUCCCACCAGCUGCACUUGCAGCGUCCACGGAGGCAGCGGCAGCAGCAGCCCUGGCGAACGUGCCCAUGGAGGACCUGCUGCUGGGACUGGGUCAGGCGCAAGAGGCCACACCCGCGCACUACGACGACACGGGGCCUAUCCUGGACGACGAGGAGCGGCGGCGGCGCAUCGAGGGCGGCGGUCAGGCCAGCUCAUCUGCCCCAGCCCCAGCAGCAGCAGCUGCAGCUGCAGAGGCUGAGGGAGGCGUUCCGGACAGUAAUGGUGGUGAUGGAGGUGGUGGUGGUGGCAGCGAGACCGCACGUCGCAUUCAGCAGCGAGCCAACCUGCAGGCGGCCAUCCUUGAGGGCAUUCAGGCGGUGUACAGCGGCAUGGCUGCGGUGGCUCGCGGCACGGAGGCCAUCGAGCGCGAGCUGGAUGCGGUCCUGGCGGCGCUGCAGGCGCGAGCGGGGCAGCAGCAGCAGUCGUCGCGGCCGCCCGCGUCGCGGCGGGUGGUGGCGGCGCUGCCUCGCAUCGUGCUGGAUGAGGCGACGCUGCAGGGGCAGCUGGGGAGUGACGCCGUGUGCCCCGUCUGCACGGAGCAGCUGCAGGUGGGCGAGGAGGUGCAGCUGCUGCCUUGCAAGCACAGCUUCCACGUGGGCUGCCUGGCGCCCUGGCUGGCGCAAAACAACUCCUGCCCCGUCUGCCGCACCGAGCUGCCCACAGACGACCCGCACUACGAGUCGCGCAAGGAGCGGGAGGCGGAGGAGGCGCGGGAGCGGCAGGGGGCGGCCAACGCGCUGUCGCACAACGAGUUUGCCUACAUCUAGCAGCUGAGUGCAAACGGUUUUGGAGCAGGCGAGGCGUGCUAGGGUCGGGACGCCAACCACCCAUGAGAUGUAUACCGACGCAUUCUUGGUGCUUUCUAACAUGUAUGUUAUGACCGUCAACAUCCCGCAAGGAUUAACAUAGCCCGCAAGGCCUCCUUGCAAAGGAUAAACGCCUGGUGUCGUCACCAUCGAUAAACACGCGUUUGUAAGACUCUUCUCA